UUAUUUAUUUAUUUCUAUUUGUACUUGUUUAGUCAUUUAGACCUGCAGCAGGUGAGAAAUAAAGGACUCUGCAUUUAAACAUUUUGCAUAUUCUUGAAAUAGUUAAAACAGAAGGCUAUUCUAUUUAAUAUCUAAUAUGAAUUUAAACCGCUCCAGUUGAAGUGACCUGACAUCACUGAAUGAGCCAUUCUCUCACUGCUUCCCGUUUCUCUUGGUUUGCCUCUCUUUCUCUCUGUCUGGAUCUGUCCCGUUCCACUCAGGACCAGUUCCUGCGGGCGGCGCCGGUCUCGGGCGGGAUGGGGGAGUUACUGAUGAGGAAGAUGGGAUGGAGGUCAGGGGAGGGUUUGGGGAAGCACAGGGAAGGAACGGUGGAGCCCAUCAUCAUCGACUUCAAAACCGACCGCAAGGGCCUUGUAGCAGAAGGAGAAAAAACCCAGAAAUCUGGCAACAUUGUCGUGAUGAAGGAUCUUCUAGGUGAGUGUUUGAUCACAAGACACGUGUGUGUUUCUGGAUGAACAAUGUUUGUUACUAGAUGAUCCAAAUCUGCUGUUUUGGGACCUUUAGCUUAAA
This is a messenger RNA of Sinocyclocheilus rhinocerous, 570 nucleotides long. Its product is annotated as protein SON-like. The transcript is spliced from 2 exons. Bases 180 to 515 code for a protein of 111 amino acids. The record is from RefSeq and is a predicted model, not a curated record. Lineage: Eukaryota; Metazoa; Chordata; Actinopteri; Cypriniformes; Cyprinidae. Gene Ontology annotation, molecular function: RNA binding. Gene Ontology annotation, biological process: regulation of mRNA splicing, via spliceosome; regulation of cell cycle.